AGGACUUCAACGGCUCCAACGCAUGCGCUGUCGGCAACAUCCGGGGAUCGGACAAGGAUGAACGCCAAUUUCCAAGAUGGCGGCGGAGGGAGGAGGGAAGGAGAUGAACGAAAUUAAAACUCAAUUCACUACACGAGAAGGUGUCUACAAACUCCUCACUCACUCCGAAUACAGCCGCCCGAACAGGGUGCCUUUCAACUCGCAGGGCUCCAAUCCCGUCAAGGUCUCCUUCGUCAAUGUAAACGACCAGUCCGGCAACGGCGACAGGAUCUGUUUCAAUGUGGGCCGGGAACUCUACUUUUAUAUCUACAAAGGCGUGAGAAAGGCUGCCGAUCUUAGUAAGCCUAUAGACAAGAGGAUAUACAAAGGAACGCAGCCCACGUGUCAUGACUUCAACCCCAUCACGGCAACAGCAGAGAGUGUCUCCCUGCUGGUGGGCUUCUCCGCAGGCCAGGUGCAGCUCAUCGACCCAAUAAAGAAGGAAACUAGCAAACUCUUCAACGAAGAGAGACUUAUAGACAAGUCCCGAGUUACGUGUGUACGAUGGGUUCCUGGUUCAGAGAGCUUGUUUCUGGUGGCUCACUCCAGUGGCAGCAUGUAUCUGUACAAUGUGGAAAACACCUGUGGCACCACGGCACCUCACUACCAGCUCCUAAAGCAGGGUGAAAACUAUGCUGUGCAUACCUGCAAGAGCAAGUCGGCUCGCAACCCGUUACUGCGCUGGACAGUGGGCGAAGGGGCGCUCAAUGAGUUUGCCUUCUCCCCGGAUGGCAAGUUCCUGGCUUGCGCGAGCCAGGACGGCUUCCUGCGGGUGUUUGGCUUCGACGCUGCAGAGCUCCAUGGGACAAUGAAGAGCUACUUUGGCGGUCUGCUGUGUGUGUGCUGGAGCCCGGAUGGACGCUACAUUGUGGCAGGAGGGGAGGACGACCUGGUGACGGUGUGGUCAUUUUCAGACUGCAGAGUGAUUGCACGGGGCCAUGGUCACAAGUCGUGGGUGAGUGUGGUGGCGUUUGACCACUGCACCACCAGUGUGGAGGAUGGUGAUCCCCCCGCUGAGUUCAGUGGCAGCGAUGAGGAAUUCCAUGAGCAGAUUCACUUUGGCGCGGGCAGAGACAGAGCUAACAGCGCUCAUUCUCGGCUUUCUAAGAGGAACUCUACAGACAGUAGGCCCGUUAGCGUGACCUACAGAUUUGGCUCGGUGGGCCAAGAUACCCAGAUGUGUCUGUGGGACCUAACGGAGGACAUUCUCUUCCCUCACCUCCCGUUGUCCCGCACUAGGACUCACACUAAUGUUAUGAGUGCGACAAGUCCUCCAGCCACUGGACAAACCACUACUAAUACGACUACUACUACAACAACAACAACAACGACGAAUACUACUACUACUACUGCUGUAUCCGCCACUAAUCCCAGUGGCACCAAUGGUAAAGACAAUGUGAGCAAUAGUAGCACCAGUGGCAACCCGGCUAACUCCCUCCCCAGCACCCUGCCUCGGUCGAACAGCUUGCCCCACUCCACCAACCCGACAGGGGGCAGCACCCCCAACAGUCACACAGGCAGCAACAGCAGUACCACCACCACCACCACCACCACCACCAAGGGCAACAGCAUCAUUGACAGUGCUUUCAUCGCCACUGGCGUCAGCAAGUUUGCAACUCUGUCGUUACACGACUCGCGCAAGGAGCGCCACGAGAAGGACCACAAGCGGAACCACAGCAUGGGUCACAUCAGCAGCAAGAGCAGCGACAAGCUCAACCAGCUGAGCUCAACACGGACGGCAAAAGCGGAAGCAGCUAAGACUCUGGGCACCACGCUGUGCCCGCGCAUGGAGGACGUGCCGCUGCUCGAGCCGCUGGUGUGCAAGAAGAUCGCUCACGAGAGACUCACUGUGUUAAUCUUCCUGGAGGACUGUCUGGUAACAGCCUGUCAGGAGGGUUUCGUUUGCACAUGGGCUAGGCCUGGGAAAGUGGGUUUGCUAUCAUCUCAAAACAACCCAGCCAACUCCCCCAGUGGAACAGUAGUAUAGCCCCAGUGCUGGUGCUGCUAAUGACAGCUCCAUGCAACAGAGACGGGGAUGACCAAGGCCAAGGCCCUGCAGCGCUUCUUCACACACUGUCACACACACAACGGCCUCCAGUGUCGCCUUCAUUCUCGUCACUACAACCACCCAGACACGCUAUGUGUUACCGCUCAUGUUUAGAGAGCCGAUGUUGGCCAAGCCGCGGUCAGAAACUUGACGCCCUUUUGACUAGGCGUUGGAAAAAAAGGGUGCUAUUGAAAGUAGAAUAGCAAGCUUUAAAUCGUCCAGGAGGUUUGUGGGAGGGAUCGACUGGCUCAUUGUUCCAUUUAUGGUCAUAUCAAGUUGUGUCAAGUCUGAAAAUAACCUCUAGUACCCAAUCCUUUGUGCCUGUAGAUCUUCAAAGACUAGACAUGCUAUAAGCAAUGUGGUGAUGCCUCAACCUAACCUUUUGUAUGGGUUUAAUUCGGAAGUCUUUCCUUUUUUUAUUUUGUUAAUACAAAUGCAUUCACUGAUAAAGGGAAUAAGAGGAGGGAUUGUUUAGGAGAAGAAGCAUAUCCCCGUUUUUCACUUCCUGGGCGAUCUCUUGUGCAGCCCCAGCCUGCGCCACCUGUUCAAGAGAAGCCGGGGCUUUUAUUUUCAAUCAGUGGUAUCACACUUUAAAGUGUAUUUGCACAGAUUUUUUUUUUCUUUCAUUCUUGUUUCUUUCAUUCUUGUUUCUUUCAUUCUUGUUUCUUUUGUUUCUCUCCCAAUUUUGAAUUCAUGGCGGUGGAACACAAGCUAAAUAUUUUGAAGACAGUUUUGGAAGCACUUGGAAACGGCUUGUUCUUGCCCUCUGUCUCAACGCUGGAUGCUGCAAUCAUAGUUUUUUAUAUGGAGAAAAAAAAUUGUUUGCACUUAAUAGUUUGUUAGGAGAAUGGCUUUACAUUUUUGGAGUGUGUAAGGACUCCUUGACAAGGUUGAAAUAUAAAUAGAAUUAAAAAAAAACAACAAAAAAAACAACCUUUGUAUCUAUUGAACAUUUAUUUUAAUAUUGUUUCAGAUUAAAUGGGCUCUGUAUUAUAUGAAAAUAUUGUACUUCAAUGAUUUAUGGGGUAAAUGAUCAUUAUUACAUUCGAUCAAAUAUCCUCAUUUCAGAAAAUAGUGAUAUUUCUAAUACUAAAAGAUCUAUACCUAAUAUUAAAGUGAAUCUUGAAUAUGCAGGUGAAAAUGUUUUCUUUUCUGUUGUACAUAAGAGAAUUCAGGUGUAUUUUUAUUAAUGUAAAGUUUGGUAUAGGAGACGUCUAUGAAAUCCUCUUAUCUAACAGGUAGUGCUGAAUGCUAGCUAGCCUGUCGCUGCAAAUUCCUCUUACAACAUAGGCAGGCAGACGCAGACGCAGCGGCUCUAAUUCAGCCAUCACUCCGAGCUCAGGUAAACCACAGGAAGACUAACGCCGGCAUAGUUCCCCUCACUAGUCCCAUCCAUCAACGUGUGUGAAUUCACCUUAACAAAUAAGACUGACAACCCUGUUCUGCAGACAGGGUUGCAAUCUGUGAGUCCUGUUCUUUGUUUUUUUUUGUGUGUGUGUGUGAGUAAUAAUUGCUGAACAGAUUCUGAACAAACAUUUGACACUGUGUUGAAUACCAACUGACUAACGUCGGCACUUGAUGAUGCUGUAAGGUGACGCUGCUUGAGGUGAGCGUGUUUUCCAAGCACCCACAUAGGAAGACUGAGAUAUUAAGAGUGGGAGCAUUUUUCUUCAUGUGACGCCUAUUAAAAACAGCUUUGACAGAU
Etheostoma spectabile (orangethroat darter) is the source of this 3791-nucleotide messenger RNA. RefSeq names its product WD repeat-containing protein 20. The record is from RefSeq and is a predicted model, not a curated record. The transcript has 4 exons. Lineage: Eukaryota; Metazoa; Chordata; Actinopteri; Perciformes; Percidae. Gene Ontology annotation, molecular function: protein binding. Bases 77 to 2026 code for a protein of 649 amino acids.